This is a messenger RNA of Branchiostoma belcheri (Belcher's lancelet), 3297 nucleotides long. RefSeq lists its product as uncharacterized. The transcript is spliced from 22 exons. The record is from RefSeq and is a predicted model, not a curated record. Bases 1 to 3297 code for a protein of 1098 amino acids. Gene Ontology annotation, molecular function: voltage-gated calcium channel activity. Gene Ontology annotation, cellular component: voltage-gated calcium channel complex. NCBI's taxonomy places the organism in Eukaryota, Metazoa, Chordata, Leptocardii, Amphioxiformes, Branchiostomatidae.
AUGUCGCUGUCGAAGUGUAACGCCGUACGCGAACUGGCCACAGACGGUUUGAAGACGUCUCACAUACAGAAGUUCUACGACUUGGCCGGGUACGCUCCGGAGUCGAAGGAUGGGAACGACAUCGUGCGGACGGUGCAGGAAAGAUUGGGCGAUUACUUCAGCAAGAAGGAGGCGGCGACGAGGAGAAUAGCAGAAGCAGUGGUCCAUUUUCACGACGAGGCGUACUUGCGGGGACAGCAGGACCUGCCCAUCCUGUCAGACCUGCCACUGGACAUCUACCGGGACGCCGACAUCCCGUCCAGGCUUCCCACACCCCUCACAUUCAGCACGUACUUCAAGCAGCACGUCAACAAGAGCUACAGCGUGGUGAAGAUUUCUGACGAGGUACCCCGAGAUGACAACGCUACAGUUAACACCGUGGUAUACACCUCGGGGCUGGACGAAGUCUUUAAGAACAACUCUAAGGAGGACGAACUCCUCAGAUGGCAGUACUUCGGGUCCAGUAACGGUCUGCUGAGGCUGUACCCGGGCCGGGAGUGGGACACCAACUUCGCCGGCUUCUACAACGACUACGACCCGCGGAUCCGACCCUGGUACAUCGCCGCCACCAGCGGGGCCAAGGACGUGGUGGUCGUCCUGGACUGCAGUCACUCCAUGAUAGGAGAGAAGUUUGACAUCGCCAAGGCGGUUGCCAAGACCAUCCUGAACACCCUCACCAAGCAGGACUUCGUCAAUGUCGUCUGCGCGCGAGCCAGCCACUGGGACGAGACCGGCAGGUGGCACCAACACGACACGGAGGUUCUGAGUUGCCAGCAGAACCGGCUGGUUCCGGCCUCCACCGCGCACAGGAAGGACCUCAUCCAGAAGAUAGACGGGCUUCAGGCGGGAGGCACGAGUGAGAUGAAGAAGGGUUUUGAGAUCGCGUUUGAUCUUCUGUCAACGACGUCACGAACGACCUGUCAAUCACUUAUCGUCAUGGUAACGGACGGGAAGGACAUGGACGGCGGCAAGGUCAGGUGUGGUCCAGGGUACUACACCCGCAGUGGGUACGUCCCUGGGCCGAAAUGCCGGUACGACUGGCGCAUCGUGUGGGACCGGGUCGCGGAGCUGCAGGAGACGCUCAGGCCAAAGGCGCGGAUCUUCAGCUACCUGACGGUGGACGACGGAGAGGAGUUUCCGGGGAAGCUGGCCUGCGACAACCGAGGCUCCAUGAAGAAGCUGUUCGACACCAACAACAUCAUUUCCCAGAUGGACAACUACUUUGAUUUCCUUUCCGCUAACGUUCAGACCGAUCAGGGCCGCUGGACCGCCCCGUAUCUAGACGCCUGGGGCCUCGGACUUAUGGUGACAUUCACUGUACCUGCCAUCAGUAAAAUAACUAAUAAGGCUAUAGGUGUAGCGGGCGUGGACGCCACUCUGGAGGAGAUAGAGAACAUCUUGGUGAACGACCAGUGGGGAUCCGUCUACACCUUCCUCAUCAACAACGAAGGAGAGACCAUCUUCCACCCGCUGCUCAGGCCCAGCACACAGUUAGUGGACGACCCCAUCUUCAUCCCGAUCCGGCAGCUGGAGAUGCCGAACGGGAAACCGGAGAAGUUCCUGGAAGUGGAGGAGGCCAUGAAGAGGGGGAAGAGGGGGUCUCUGUACAUCAAGGACGCCAUUAGGGGCAUACCCAAGGGAGAUUUCCAGGACGGAGUGAAGGUGAUCGUCGGUCCUGCCACCUACUACUACACCGCACUCAACGACUCUGUCUACGCGUUCGCUUUCAACUUGGCAGACACGGACAAGAACUUCCGUCAUCCGAAGGAACCGAAGAAGACGCCCAAGAUCCCCACCAGCUACUACAACCUCCUGACUGCUUACAAUGUGACAAGGGGGCAUUUCAAUACAAGUGUCAGGGAGCAGUUGGGAAGCAGCUGGGGAGCUGUCAGGGAGCAGUUCCAAGAGGCCUGGGAGAGUCUUGACGUCAAGUUUAACGAGAGGCGGUACCCCAAACUGUUCGUGUCCUACGAGCACUCCACGUUCCGCCUGGCCCCGAAGUGCUACUGCAACCCGAACAAGUUCCUGUUCGACGUGGACAUGGCCAAGGAGACCAUCGACGCGCACACGUUCAUGAACUCUGACACGACAGACGAGGGGUGCUCCACGUCUCACGACCACAAUGAAAAUGCGAAGAACAUUACAUAUGAGAAGAACAUAAGAGCGGACGUACUGAUCACGUCCCAGAUAGAGGAGAUCUGGAAGAACAGAGACUUUGAGGGUCUGGUGGACGUGAAGUGGACGUACAUCGGGUGCCGCAGCGGCGUGUUCCGGACUUACCCCGGGCACAGGUCCAGGAGAACGUACGAUCCUACAGGACGCCCCUGGUACCACCGCGCCAUCACGAACCCCCACAAAAUCACCAUCUCCAACGCCUACCUGGAUGCUGCCGGGGUUGGUAAGGUCGUGACCCUGUCCAGGGCCAUCUUCGAGGGGAUGCCGAUCCCGGACCAGGACGAGUGCGAAAACGCCACGGCGAUGGGGAAAGGGCUGCCGGGAGGCUGUCACUGCGAGAGGGAUAGCGAAUGUCUAUCAGACUACUGCUACAUCAGUGAGGCGCCAGGAAGCAACCAGCAUCUGCCCAGGUGCGCAUCUGACAAGGUCCAGGCGGUGGGGGGUCUGGACAUCCUGUACAACGACUUCCACGAUCACAUCUACAACAUGAUGCAGUCCAGCGACUUCAAGAAGUCCUGCGGACAGAACUACACCUGCCCAAACGGGGAGCCAGGCUGCCAGACUAGGUGCUAUCUGUUCGACAACUUCGCCAACUUGGUGACGGACCAGGACUUCCUGUCGCUUAGCAACCUGGAUGAGAGAGAGUACCACCGGGUGUCGCUGGGCAGGAAGGAGGGGGAGGUGAUGAUGGAGCUCAUCUACAAACACAAGUUCUUCGAGAGGAAAGAGCAGAUCGACUUCCAGGGAGCGUGCAGCGUCUCGCCGUACUCACCCAAGGUGACAUUGGAAGGCAUCCCCACCACGCCGCGGAGCCAAGACGACUACUUCAGAAACAAGGGUCCCAUACCGAAGUUCUCCAACGAGUUCGGCUGCAUACAGGACGUGGUGGGGUUCCUGGCGAACGUGUCUGCGCUAGGUCCAACGAAGAUGAUCAUGGGGAACAUCUCCGGCCCGUGUACGUCCGGGUUCUACUACGUCAUCGCCCUGCCCAGAACCAACCUGUUUCUGCUCGUCAUCGAGAACUGGACCAACCACAAGGAGAGCCUCUUCUACAACUUCAACUGCCGCAUUCAGAACAGCUAG